ACAGUUUGUCUAGACUACUUUUUAUUUAUCAAUGGCCUUGGUUGUUCUAGUGACUGCACCUCAAUUUUCGAAAUACUCAUAUUUGUGGUCAGUGGUCGUGAUACGAUGGCCUCAAUAAGCAAGAACCCAUGCAAAUUCAAGCUACCAGAUUGGUUUAUAAACUCCUCUGCAAUGAGUUGCAAUUCGCUUUGGCAACGCGACGUGUCAGAGAACAUUCGUCAGGACACUCGAGCUCUACGCUUAUCAUCUCAACUAAGGACGAAAUGGGAUAAUUACCAUAACACAACUAGGCUUGCGGAUAGACUUGACAUGAUUGAAGGCUACAAGGAUAUUUUAGAGUUUGCCAGAACUAUGCUAGAUGAAGAGAUUGAGCAAUUAUCAUCCGCCAAGGAAGCAAUGGAAAAACAAAUUCAAGACAUGCAGGUCCCAGAAGAUUGUAAUAUUGAAUGUUUAACUAUAAGAGACCGCCGCCGAGGGAUUGAUUUCGCUAAAGACAAGGCUGAGAUCGAACUCAGAAAGGAACAGGAUCUGUUAUUUGAGAGCAGAAAACGGUUGCAAAGAAAAGUUGAUGAAGCCCUUAAGCAACUUCUUCAGCUGCAAGAGGCGCGCCAAAUGGUCCUAAAGGAUCUACAGGAUAAAAACGAAACCUUCGAAAUCGAUGCACAGCAAUACAAAUUAACCAAGGACUGUCCUGGUGUUUCCUUUAAAGUCAAUCCAACCCGGAUUCCAGAUGGCACUACGACCCUGAAACAAUGGGAAAAUUUUACAAAGUGCAACUUUCAGAGGGCAGAAUCUGAGGUGAAGGCAAGCCAGCGACUUUGCAAUGCCAUUUUUGCCACCAUGAAAGACGUAGAAAAUUCGCUAGAUGCACAAGGCCGGGCUGCCGACUUUGCGCUGCGACAGCGCACCCACGAAGACGAGUUGGCUCUUGACGAACUUAAAUGGCGGCUUAAAAAGACGGAAGAGGAGAUUGAGGAGAUGAUCAAUGAUUUGGACAAACUGGAGCUAGAGAUGCAAUCCGAGGCGCAGAUGAUGAAGUUAGCGCAGACGAGACUGGAGCGUCGGACUUACCGACCCGGUGCCGAUCUGUGCCGCGAUCAACCACAAUACGGCCUGACCGAUGAGGCACUUCCAAUUCUUGUCCUAAGGCAUCAGCUGCAUGCGCUAGAAGCGACUCGUAAUCGCCUCAAAGAGGGAGUCGCGAUCAAGGAGAACAGCCUCCGCAUCGACACUAACUGCUUGGAGUUGCGUAAAACGCGCAUGAACGGGAGUGGACGCUACGAAGGCCUUGAUGAGGUCAACUGUGCAAAGUUGAUGGCAGGACAUCCUACCGGCGAUGAGGCCGUGUGCGAGGCGACUCGGCUUGAUAAGGUGCCCACCUACACAAAACUUGACGCCAUCGCCUCUGCCUGUGCGCUGGAAAACUCGCCAAAAAAGGUGGUCCAGUAA
This is a messenger RNA of Mesocestoides corti, 1449 nucleotides long. Lineage: Eukaryota; Metazoa; Platyhelminthes; Cestoda; Cyclophyllidea; Mesocestoididae. The record is from the annotation of a GenBank genome assembly.